Owenia fusiformis is the source of this 1048-nucleotide messenger RNA. The record is from the annotation of a GenBank genome assembly. NCBI's taxonomy places the organism in Eukaryota, Metazoa, Annelida, Polychaeta, Sabellida, Oweniidae.
GAAAUAAUGCUUCAGAAAAAUAUGGGAAAAUUAAUCGGAAUGUGAAAAAACUGUGAUGCUAGUGCCGCUAUCAACCGGAAGUAGAAAAACUUGCACAUUUUUAUGUUUUUCACUAAAUUACUGAAAAUGAACCUUUUCACACACAAUAUGUUAACUUCUAACAUUAUAAAGGGUGUAACUAAAGGUUAUCCACUUGGCAUUGAGGCUACAGAAGUAAAGACAUCAGAACGUGAGUUUAACCCAGAUUUCAUUGGCAGAAUGAUUCCAAGACUUGAAUGGCCAGCAGUUGUAGAAGGAGCAAAGAUGCUUGGACAAGAUGCUGUUCCUGAAGAAGUCCCAUCAGACUAUGAGACCAAUGAAGAAUUUUUAAAACAGGCACACCGACUACUUCUUGAGGUGACGGUACAGGAAGGUAAUCUCAUAUGUCCAGAAAGUGGAAGAAAAUUCCCCAUUACAAACGGUAUUGCAAAUAUGCUUCUUAAAGAGGAUGAAACCUAACAAUAAUGCAGAACAGACUGGUGCUAUGACCAUAUAUGGAAUUAUUUUAUGGUUUUACCUUAUAUGGGACUAUUUUCAUGGUGAAGAAGUAAAGACAGUGGAAUUAUUCGAGAUAAAAAUUACUUUGAAGAAAGCAGAGGAAAGGAGCUUGUAAUGAGAGAGACUUGAUACAUAUAGUUCACAUUUUGUGACUUGGGCAUUCUGAAAAAUGUCUAUAAUGGGGAUACCACUAUACAUUUUCUAACAUGAAUUAUUUUCAACCUGUACAAUAUCUAUACUAUACUCGUAUGUAUGAUGCAUAUAAUUAUUCAACAUGAAAUACAUGAUCAUGUAACUUCUGUAUUUUGCACAUCAUUGAACUAUAUGUGCUUUUAAUAUAUAAAUUGUAUUUAGAUAGAUAAGAGUUUCUUGUUCUUAAAAUCUGCCUGAGUGACAGUCAGUGUUUCAUGUCAACUUAUUAAGGUUGUUGUUUACCCGAAGGCCAAAAAAUAACUAAUACAAAGUGUGUACUUUUUAUGUCACCGCCAGAAGUGGUGACAUAUUGUUACAG